AUGCCUUUCCUACUUGAAGAUUCUUGGUUUAAUAGAGAGUCGAGCUCCUUUAGCUUGUCCGAACUCGAUGGCUGCUCUCUGGCCGUCGACGCCACCUACUACCUCGGCCACCUUCUCGACACCACAGCCGCUCACGAACCUCUCCUCUCUGCCCUCGGUGGCUUGACCGGCAUCAAGAAGCACAUCAGCCAAGAUCUCGAAAAUUGGAAGGACCAUAACAUCACACCCUUGUUCGUUUUCGACGGCCAGUCCAUUACGGGCCAGGAUGAAGUGUCGCUGAAGCGUGCGCGCGCAGCCAACUCCAAGACGGACGAGGCAUGGAGCCUAUAUUCGCAAUCGUCCGCAGAGCUGGCCGUUAAUACUUUUGGCGCCAAUCCCGGCGCGUUUCGUAUCCAGAACCUCUACCCGCUCCUCCAAGAGAUACUCCACGACCGCAAGCUUCAUUUUCUCGUCGCCCCCUACAAUGCGAGCGCACAGCUCGCACACUUUGAAUUAACUGACUCUGAUCAAUGCGCUGGUAUUAUGGGCUCACAAGAGCUCUUGCUUUAUCCCAUCAGAGACUGCGUUAUCCGCAGCAUUGACUUUGAGAACAAGAACGUCACUGCCAUCUCUAGAAAACGUGCUUUGAAAGUUCUUGGAGUCGGAGAGGCCAUGUUCAUCGAUGCUCAGCUCAUGACUGGAAACUCGUUUCUCCCCACCUUUCCUCCGCUCCUGGAACCAUCCAUGUACCCCCAGCCCACUAUCGUGGAUGCCAUCAACAUUCUACGCGCUUCGGACAAGACUGUGGCUACAGCAUGUGCAUCUUUUAGUGAGGUUGUGGCCGCUCAGGAUCCCAACUGGCUGGACAAAUACCGCAAGGCUAGAAUGGCCGUUGAGCACUUUAUCCACAUUGACGAAGAAGGCGAAGUGCGAGUCCACGAGUUCGACACCCUCACUCAAGACAACCACGAGUACCUGGGCUUGCAACUCCCCGCCGAGUUGUUCCACUACCAAAACACUGGUCUGAUUGGCUCCAGAAUUCUGAACUGUAUAACACACGGUCAAAUUCUUGUGCAGCCAACUUUGGACGGAGUUGCCUCGGACGACUAUAAGAAACUGCUGACUUCUCACCUUGUACCCAUCAAAGAGCAGGCUCUUGGGCUUAUCAUUCCCAGAGUCCAUCGCGGCAUCGGACACAAGGACAUUACCAUGCGUGUAUGGUUCGACCCCAAGUUCUCAUACAAGAUCAACCACCGCGCUCUGCAGCCUGCUCCUUCUUCCAUUGUCGGUACCUGGGAUGUCAAGGAGCGGGACCUGCGUCAAUUUCUUCCUGCCGACUUUGCUGGUCCUAUUUAUCUCGAGGUCCUCGCUCUUGCCAACACCGACUUUGUUGCAAAGACCAUCAGCCGUGACAAGACUAUACGCGGCAUCGAUAGUACCGAGAUGGUGGUGUCAGUUGCUAUUUGGCGCUUUCUUCACCUCCGCGGCUAUGUCAACGAUUCACACCAGCUUACAAAAUGGGGCAACGCCCUAGCCACUACCUUGCUAGCUCUGAAGGAGGCCGCCGAGACUCGGCCGGAUGCCCCUGCUCUUGACGAGGCUGCGCUUUUGGCAUUUGAGCUUGUCAGGUUUGGCAUGCUCAAGGGACAGUACCAAGAAGGAACUCCUGGUCUUCCGCGCAAGGGCAGCGACGCAGACAAGGCUGCGGUGGUUCUCAUCAGCCAGGCCGCCACACUCCUCAAGCUGCGACACCAAGUAUUUGGCUACACUGGACCCCUGAACAAGAGCCUUCUCAUGUUCCGCUCUCUGUCAUCAGCUAUUCGCGAAGCUGAUCGUGACCUUAUCGAGGCUAUUGUUGCCUCGAUGUUCAUGUACGGUCAGUGCAAGCGUGAACGAGACGAUCACCUCGAAAUAAGCCAAAAACUUCCGUUCCUGCAGGAGCCUGAUAUCGGCCUGGGCAUUGCUGUGCGCACCUUUUUCGAGGACGACGAAGGUAGCGAUAGCAAGGAGGCACGCGCGAAGCGUCUUAAAGAGUUUCCCAAGACCUUCGUGCCCUAUGCCCAGGCUCUGACCGAGGACGUGCGCUUUGUUGUUGACUUUGUCAAUGGCGUCAACCAAGGCUUGCAGACUUUGGACAACAAGGAGCUGGCUACCGACCACAAGACGGCGUGGGCCAAGGCACAGGCAUAUCUCGACGCUAGACCAUUUUGA
This is a messenger RNA of Cordyceps militaris CM01, 2190 nucleotides long. Its product is annotated as XPG I-region protein. Lineage: Eukaryota; Fungi; Ascomycota; Sordariomycetes; Hypocreales; Cordycipitaceae. Gene Ontology annotation, molecular function: 5'-3' DNA exonuclease activity; 5'-flap endonuclease activity. The transcript is spliced from 6 exons. Gene Ontology annotation, cellular component: nucleus. Gene Ontology annotation, biological process: mismatch repair; DNA double-strand break processing; DNA recombination. The record is from RefSeq and is a predicted model, not a curated record. The coding region runs from base 1 to 2190 and encodes 729 amino acids.